AUGAAUACUACUACAAGUAAUGAUAAUCAACGAAUAUUUGUUGAAUCUUUAAUUAAAAGAAUUGAAUCAUUACUACCUUUUAGAACUGGUCAUAGUUUUCAAGAAGUUGAAUUAGAUCCACAAUUUAUAUUAACAAAAAAAUUAUUAUUAAAUAAUUAUUAUCAAAAUUCAGAUACAAUUACAUAUGUUUUAACUUCUUUUACAAGUUUAUUAUUAACAAUUAAUAAUGAAUCUCAAAAUGUUAAAAUUAAAUAUAGAGAUGAAAAAUCAAGAUCUUCAACUUUAUUAGCAUGUAAAAUUUUAGUUGAUAUAUUAAAAACUAAUUGGAAUAGAAAAACAAAUAUAAUAGAUGAAAAAGAUUUAAUGAGUAAUUGUUCAAGAUUUUAUUAUUAUGAUGCACCAUUACAAUUAGAUAGAUCAAUUAUAAUUGAAGUUUUAAAUUUUUUUUUAAAUUUAUUAUCUUCUGGUAUUGUAAAAAGAGUAUUGGCAUUAAUACGUAAUGAACAAUCAUUAAUGAGUACUACAUCAACAAAAGAUGAUGAAAUUUUAAAAGAAGAUCAACCAUUAACUGAAGAAGAAUCAAUAUUAGCUUCAAUAUCAGAAAUUGAUUCAUAUGUUGAAUUAAUAUUAAGAUAUAUUGCAACAGCAAAUCCUGAUGAUUAUUAUAAUUUUAUUUAUACUAAAUUAUUUUCUUAUUCAAUAAAUAAUCAAACUAUACCAUUACCCAUAAUACAAAAAUAUUGUCCAUUAAUAAAAUAUAUAUAUUUAUCAAAAAGAAAUUUAAUAAAAUUAACAAAUGAAUCAUUAAAAGCUUUACCAUUUAUAAAAUCAAAUACUUGGAAACAAGUUUAUUUAUUCUUUUUAGCAAGUAGUUUAAAAGAUCAAUUUUUUUCAAGAACUUCAGAUUAUGAAUCAAUUAUAGAUUUAAAAGAUCUGAAUCAUACAAAUCCAAUAAAACAAUUAUUUGAUGCGGCAUUGAGUAUAUUUGAAGAAAAUUAUAAUCAAAGUUUAUGUGCUCCUUUCAUAUUAACUUGGUAUCUUGUAUUAUGUGUUGAAGAUUUUAAUGAAAUGAAUUCAAUAAAACCUUUAAAUAAAUUAAAAUUAGCUUUUAACAAGAGAUUAAAAUAUUUAUCAACAAUUCUAAAAGAAUCUUCAAAUGGUACAAAUUUAGAAAGUUUUGAUUCUUUAAUUAAUAUUUUUCAUUUAGGGACAAGAUUAGAUGCAUAUGGUUAUAAACAAAAUCCAGUAUUAAUUUUUAGUUUACGACAUCUUGAUGAAGUUUAUAUAAGAUUAAAAAAGUAUUGUGAAAUAAAUCGUGAGAAGCUAUUAAUUGAAGAAGAUUUACAAUCAAAAUAUGAAUAUAUAAUGGUUAAUUUUUAUAUUGCAGCAGUUAUACUACGACCUGAAAAAUAUACUAAAAUUUUAAUUGAUUAUUUUUUUAAUGGAAAUACUGAUAUUAAAGUUACAAAAAUAUUUAUAAAAACUAUAAGAGGUUUAUCAGAAAUUGAAACUGCUCAUAAUAUAUUUUAUAAAUUAAUUGAAGAUACAAAAGAAACUUUAAGAAAUAUAAUAUUUGGUGCGAUGAAAAUUUUACACAACUACGAAUUACAAACAAAUCAUAUUGGAAACGUCAAUGAAUUAUCAAAUCAAUCAAUAUAUUCAGAUGCAACAAGUGUUGAUGAAAAUGAGCUAAGAGCAAAUCAAGCAACAAAUAUGUUUAUGAAUUCAACUAAAACUGGUUUAGAUCAUUAUAUUCAAGAAUUUGAAAAAUCAAAAGAAGAUAAAUUAUUUUUACCAAAACCAUCAUCUGCAUCAAUAUCAUCAACAAAUACAUAUUUUUAUAGAUUAGCAUAUGAUGCAGAAGAACUACUAUCUGAUAUUUUUAUGAUAUUUGUUGCAGCACCAGAAUUUUACUUCAAUGACAUGAAGCUUAUGAAUGAUGAAAAUUUAAAAAACAUACCAUAUUCAGAAUUAUUAAAUACAAUUAUUGAAUUUUGUCAUAAAUGUGUUAUACCAUUAAGACAAGCAUUUAAAAUAAAACCAAUAAAUCAAGAAAAUUCAAGAUUAUUUGAAUCAAGUAAAAAUUUAUCAAUGCAAAUGGUUUUACCAAAUACAAAAAUUGCCACUGAAUAUACUGAUUUAUCAGCAUUUGCAAAUUUUAAUAUAUGUAAUUGUAUUAUUCAAUCAUUAUGUGAAACAUGUUUAGGUUUAGCAUUAAUUGAUCCAAAAUUUAAAUCAAGUUUUUUAUUUCUUAAUGAUUUUUUACAUUUAAGAAAUAAUUAUAGUCCAAUAUUAUUAAAUAAUCCCAUACUUGCAGAUCCUGAAUCUAGGGGGUUAUAUGAAACUUGUGGAGCAGUUAUACAAGCAGUUGAAAAAGUUUUAUUAUUAUCUUCAUGUACUCAUGAUAUUCAAUUUUAUAAUUAUGCAAAACAAGGUAUAAAAUGGUAUAUAAAUGAAAUAAAAAAUAAUAAUGCAUUAUAUGCAAAAAAUGAAGUUGAAGAUACUUUAUUAGAAACUUUUGAAUUAAUGAAUCAAGAUGAAGGAGUAUUUACAGGAUUUGUAUCAUUACAAAAAAGACAUCGUAAAAUAUUAAGAGAAGCUAAACCAACAAAAUCUUUAUAUUAUAUAUGGUUAAUAAUAUUAGCAAGAUGGACAAGAAUUCUUAGAGAGAAUGAAAAAAUUCAUGAAAAUAAUGCAAUUUUCAGACAUUUUACUGGAUUUUUAGUAUCAACUUCUGGAUGUUUUAUAUCAGCUACAAAAGGAAUUGAUCCAGAACAAGAUGAAAUUUAUAAUAAAGGAAGUAUUCAUAUUUCUGAAUUUUUUGAUAAAUGUAUUGAUUUAUUAAAUUCUCAAGAUUUAGUUGUUAGAGUUAUUGUUAAAGAUACAUUAUCAAAUGAAUCUCAUUCUGAUGUUUAUCAUAUUAUAGCAACUAAAUUAAUGUCAAGAGCUACUGAAUAUUUAGAUAUGGAAGUACAAGCGGAAGAAAGUAUUGUAUUUUUAGAACAAGCAAUGAUUAUAAUGACAGCAAUGAUAAAUGUUGGAAAUGAUGGAGCAUUAUUAUUAUCAUCUUUAUUACCACAUAUAUGUCAAUUUUUCAUUAGAUUUAUUAAUAAAGUAGAAGAUACAGUUUAUAAAUUAAGAUUAAAAUUAAGAUUUUGUAAAUUAGCAGCAACAUUAGAACAAGAUAAAACAAAUUCUGGUUUAAAAGGAGCAUAUAAAUUAAGAAAUUAUUAUAGUAAAGCAAUCUUAGAAUGGUUAGAAUUAGCAGUAAUAUUAGAAAAAGUAACACCAGAAGAAGAAAAUUCAAGAGGUAGAACUUCAGAAAUUGUUCAUUUAAAAAUGGAUCUUGCAGUACAAUGUUCAAAAACUUUACGUUUACAAUUAGAAGAUUUAUUGUUAGAAGUUCCCGAAGGUAUAAAAGAUGAAGAAGUUAAAAAAUAUAAAGAUUUAUCAUUUGGAAAUUAUUUUUCAAUAUUUUAUAAAAUUAUUCAAAAAUAUACUGAAUUACCUUCAUCAUCAAGAAUAAAACAUAAAUUUCAACAAGUCACAGAUAAUGUAUUAUCAUCAAUAACAAAUUUAUUACAAUAUGAUUGGGAAAUUGGUAUACAAUAUUUAUUACCAAUGGGAUAUCAUGAAAAUAGAAAAAUAAGAGGAAUAUUUUUGAAUGUAUUUGCAAGUAUGUUAACUUCACAAACUGUUAGAAAAUUAGAAAAUGAAUUUCCUGAUCAAUUAGUUUUAAAUUUAGUUGAUCAAACUGAUAUUUUUAGUUCAAUUGCUGAUUGUGCAUCAUCAUUAGAACAUAAUUUAUUAGCUUCUUCAUUAUUUGGUAUAUUUUCAUAUACAAAUAAAUUAGAUGAAUUAUUUCAUGUUUUAUUAACUGAUGAAAUAACAAAAUUAAAUCGUUCAACUGAUUUAUUUAGAAGAAAUUCAACAUUAACAAGAUUAUUAUUUAAUUUUACUCAAGAUCAUGGAAUAGAUUAUUUAUGUAAGAUUUUAUUACCAACAAUUCAAGAAAUUGUCUCGUUAAAAAUUCAUUUUGAAGUUGAAAAAAGAGAAUCAAUUGAAGAUUCAGAUUUAUUUAUAAAAUAUUUUACAAAAAUAGUUGAUCUGAUUGUUGAUUCAUUAGAUAAUUUACCUUGUUCAUUUAAAUUUGUUUGUGGUCAAAUUUAUCAAUCUGUUUCUGUUAAAUUUCAAGAUUCUGCAUUAAUUGCAGUGGGAUCAUUUUUAUUUUUAAGAUUUUUAUGUCCUGCUUUAAUUAGUCCUGAACAAUUUUUUAAAAUUCCAAUUGAAAAUUCAAAAACAAAAAGAUCAUUAAUGCAAUUAGUUAAAGUAUUACAAAAUAUGGCUAAUGGUACUGUUAAUUCAAUAAAAUGGCCAGGACUUUCAUCAAGAAUUGAUGUAUUAAAUUCUUUAAAUAAUAGAAUUGUUGAAUUUUUAACAUUAGUAUCAACAAGUAAAGGUAAUUCAUACCCUUUUCAAAAAGGAGAAAUUGAGAAACCAAUAGCAGAAUUAAGAUAUUUACAUAAAUUCAUAUAUACUUAUUUUACUCAAAUAAGAAUGAAUUUUUUAUUAGGUAAAUCAGCAUUUAAUAUCGGAACCUUACAUGAAAGAGUUACUAUUUUUAAAGCUUAUGAUGAAGUUGUUAAACAAUUAAGACAACCAAAACCAAGUGUUAAAUUACAAUUAAAUUCAACUUUAAAAAUAUUUGAUGUAAAUAAUAAUAAUGAAGAAGAUAUUAAAUUUAAUGAUUUUAUGACAAAAAUGUCAUUAAAAUAUGCAGAUACUCCUCAAGAUUGUGUAAAUUUAAUUCAUUCAUCCAUAUUUAAAGAUGCAACACCUGUUAUUGUAAUAAAUUUAAGAAAAUUAAAAUCAAGACCUGACGACGUAAAAUAUCUUGUUUAUAAAUUAUUUGAAACUGCUUCACAAAUUUGGGAUAAUAAUUAUUAUUUAAUUUAUGAUUUUUCAGAAUUUUAUUUUUUUAAACCUGAUGGUCCACCAGAAUAUACUCAUCUAUUAUCAUAUUAUUCACCAAAAUUAUUUUUUUCAAAUUGUAAAAGAGUUUAUUAUUUUAAUGUUCCAAGAACUGAAUAUGUUGGUAUAAUUGAUUCAAUGAAAAGUUUAAGAAAAAAAGGUGCUGAAUAUAAUACUCAAAUUUUUAUUCAUUCAUCAGUUGAUUCUGAUCAUAUUGUAAACAGUCUUUGUUUAGAUCCUGAAACUGUUUCAAUUAGUAGAGAUGCAAAAGUUACUUAUAAAAAUGUUUUAUUAUAUGAACCAACAUCAGGAAGAUUUGCUCCUGUUUAUUUAAAAAUUGGUAGAAAAUUUUUAACUGUUUGUUUUCAAGAACGUGUUAAAUUUAAAAGUGAAUUAUCAGCAACUGAAAGUUUUACACCUGUUGAAGUUUAUAGAUUAUCAGAAUUUAACAAAUGUGAAGCUUCAAAUUAUACAGGUCAUGAUGAUGAAUUUACAAUAUUUUUCAGUCAUACUGAUCAAAUUACUUUUAGAUCAUCAGAUAGAUUAGAAAUUUUAAGAUUUCUUUAUUUUACUUCUUCAAGAUUAUCAAAAGAUAUAUCUUAUACAGAAACUGAAAAAGAUUAUAGAAAUGAAAUUCAUACAAUGCAUUGGUUUGGAAGAUUAUAUAAUAUUGUUUUCCAAGGUUUAUUAAGUACUGAUAAUGAAUUAAAAUCUUCAGCAGCAAUAUUAUUUGGAGCAAUGUCAUCAUAUUUUGAAAUUGAUUUUGGUAUUACAGAAGAACAUGCAAAAUCAUUACCUUUUCCCACCGAUGCAACUUCAAUGGUUGUUUCAGUUUCAAAACAUUUAUCAAAAAAUUUUCCAGAAAUGACUUAUAGAUUUUUUAAAGCAUAUUUUGAUAAUUUUGAAAAAAUGGAACAAGAAAGUAGAUUAUGUUCAAUAAUUUAUAUAUCACCAUGGAUUAAUAAUAUUUAUGAUAGUGUUCAUUCUCAAAGUGGUAUAAAUGGCCCUGAUAGAGUUGCAGAUAUAAUUCGACAAUUUUGUAGAAUAUCAUUUUUAAAUAAAGAUCAAAUUUCUUUUAUAAAUGAUUAUAUUUGGAAAAAAUUAUUUUUUGAAACAAGAUUAGUUUCUUCAUUAGUUGAUGAAGUUGUUGCUUUUGCAAUUGAUAAAAAAAAUGAAGGUCCUGAUUGGUCAUUUAUUAUUUCAGUUAUUACACCAUCAGUUGAAGUUUGUGGAGAAGUUAUAUCAAGAUUAAUGACAACUAUAAAACAUACAUUAACAACAGAUUCUGCCAUAGCUUCACAAUCAAAAUUAUUUGAGAUAACUGUAUUAAUUAAAAUUUGUUCAUCAUUAUUUUUCAGUUCAUAUACUUUAGCAAAAUUAUAUUUAGCAGAUUUAAUAUUUUUUGUUACAUUAUUUAUAGAUGAUUUACAUUUAGAAGUUGGAUCAGAUUUAAGAAAUAUGAUUAUAAGUGCUGUUCAAUCAUUUUUACAUAAACCAAAAUUAACAAAUCAUCAACAAAAAGUUAUUAAUAGUACUAUAGAAUAUUUUAGUAGUCCAAGAGCUAAAAUGUUAUUUGGAAUGACUAGAGAUUUAAAAUCUUCUUUAGAUGUUGGACAAUCAUUUAAUAGAAUAAUGAAUUUUGAAAUUUUAUGUGAUUAUUUAAAUGAAUUUAUUCAAGUUGUUAGUACAUCUGAUGAUAAAACUCAUUGGAAAGCAAGAUGGUCAUCAAAUGCAAUUGAUGUUGCUUUUAAUAAUUAUUCUUUAUUUCAAGAUAGAGCUAUUGUUAUUGUGGGGAUAUUAUCUAAAACUGGUGUUACUGAUUCAAUUGCUUGUAGAACUAUAAAGUUAGUUGCUCAUGGUGAAUUACAUAGUAUUGAUACUGUUAUUUGUGUAUCAAUUGCAGUAGCAAGGAUUAUAAAUGGUUUACCUUCAUCAUCAAUGUUCCCACCAAUUAUAGUAUGGCCACAGUUAUGUUAUGCAUUAUUAAAUCAUAGUAUACUUUAUCAAUCAGCUUUACAAAAUAUUAUAACAACAAUGGUUACAUUAAUGAAUGAAGGACCUGAUUAUAUUGAUAAAGCUUAUGCACAAAGAGAUCAAUUAGAACCUUAUUUAUCUAACUUCGAAAAUAAACAUGGAAUAGGAAUAACUAAAGAAAAUUUUGGAGUUCAUAUAUUUUAUAUUGUUACUCAAGGUUUAAAAUAUUCUCAAUAUAGACAUUUAGCAAUCACCAGCAUCAAGACUUAUUUUAAAAAAAGAUAUGAAUUAAGAAAUGCAAGACCAAUUCAUGGAUCAACAAUUGCUGAUAAUGCUUAUGCAUAUUUAGUAUUUAUAUUUUUAUGUGCAGAUUCAAAAGAAUUUGAGGAAUAUCUUAUCGAAGAUUUAAAAUUAAAUACUGAAUAUUAUCAAAUUGAUAAAAAUUUAAAAAUUCCUCAAUUUUUAUUAAAUUUCUUGUUUGAAAAUAAUGAUGCUUCAAAAUUAGUUUUAAUUCAUCUUGGGUCCUUUUUUAGUGAUGCAAAGGGAGUUGAUGUUAAUUUUAAAAGUAAAUUUAUAUCACUUUAUGAAAUUAUAUUAUCAAAAAAUAAAGAUGCUGCAUUAUUAGUUUAUCAUAUUAUUCAACCUGCUUUAAAUCAAGAUUUAAUGAGUACUGUUUCAUUAGAUUUUAUUGAAAAAAUUUCAAAUAUUAUAUUAACUGUUUCUAAAACUGAAAAUUAUUCACCUGAAAAAUAUAUAAAUGAAAUUGAAACUAUUUUAACAACAAAUAAAUUAUUAUUAGUUAAAAAGCUUAGAGAAUUGUACCCUGUUGAAUAUACUUUAGAUGAUGAUGGACGAUUUAGACCUACUUUUGAUGUUGAUAUUAAAACAAUUCAAUUAAUGCUUUAUAGAGCUGCAUGUACACAUAUCGAAGGAUAUAAAUUGGAAAAUUAA
Molecule: messenger RNA, 7896 nt
Organism: Lodderomyces pseudojiufengensis
Lineage: Eukaryota; Fungi; Ascomycota; Pichiomycetes; Serinales; Debaryomycetaceae
Gene: IRA2
Product: Ras GTPase activating protein
Exons: 1
Coding region: 1-7896 (2631 amino acids)
Biological process (GO): regulation of GTPase activity
Source: RefSeq, a predicted model, not a curated record